Molecule: messenger RNA, 1007 nt
Organism: Theileria parva strain Muguga
Lineage: Eukaryota; Apicomplexa; Aconoidasida; Piroplasmida; Theileriidae
Gene: CKB3
Product: Casein kinase II subunit beta-3
Exons: 6
Coding region: 220-954 (244 amino acids)
Cellular component (GO): protein kinase CK2 complex; cytoplasm
Molecular function (GO): protein kinase regulator activity
Source: RefSeq, a predicted model, not a curated record
AAUUUAUAUACAUUUUAAAUUACAUUUAUCAUUUCCAUUUUUACUUCUUCAUUAAUUUUUCAUUACUUCCUCAUUUAUCACUUUUACAUUUAUUUGGGAUAUACGCCAAUUUUGAUGCUACAGAUAUUUAAUAAAAAUUUUAAUUUUACUCCAUAAAUCUUCUUUAAAUAAAGAUGUUUUAUUUUUAACUGACUUUUCUAAAUUUUGGAUAUCAGCUCUAUGAAUAUGUUCGGCACGAACAUACUUGGUCAAAAUAACAAGGACGAAGACUAUGUUAUGUCCGAAAACAGAACUGACACCAGCGAUGAUCAGAACAGCGAGAUGACCUGGAUAGAAUGGUACUGCAGUUUAAAGGGCAAUCAGUACUACAUCCAGGUGGAUGAGUCAUUUAUAAGAGACGAGUUUAACCUCGUGGGCCUACAGUACCAAGUUUCAUACUACAAUAGCGCCCUUCAACUGAUUUUGGAUAAUUACGAGAAUGAUUUUUACGACGAUGACGACUACGAAAGCGUCUCUGAGAAAGGGAAACAACACCAGAUAAACACAUCAGCGCAGCUACUCUACGGUUUAAUACACAGCAGAUUUAUAAUGACUUCGAAGGGUAUGCAUCUGAUGAUGCAGAAAUAUAAGGAUAAGGUUUAUGGCUUCUGCCCCAAUUUCAGUUGCGAAAACGCCUCAGUGCUACCCAUAGGACUAGUUGACGCUCCAGCUCAUCACACCGCUAAGAUUUUUUGCCCAUCAUGCAAUGAAACAUAUCACCCGCCCAAGUCAAGUAGAUUAGGACUAAUAGACGGAGCUUACUAUGGAACUACAUUUGCUCAUUUAUUUUUAAUGGUUAAUGAGGCAGUUAUUCCGAGAGGACCCUCAUAUUAUUACGUUCCGAAGAUUUAUGGAUACCGAAUAAGUCCAUACGUUAAGAAAAAUUCAAACUCUGUUGAACUCUACGACUCCUAGGACUCUCAUUUAACAACAGUGAAUUUAAUAAUUUAUUACCCUCUAUUUUCAAA